AUGUCUCUUUGGGUCGACAAGUAUCGGCCGCGUAGCUUAGAUGACCUGCACUACCAUGAAGCUCUUUCAGCGCGUCUGAAGUCUCUUGCGGCGACGGGGGACUUCCCACAUAUCCUCUUCUAUGGGCCAUCAGGGGCUGGGAAGAAGACGAGAAUCAUGUGUGUGCUGCGGGAACUGUACGGCGUAGGCGUGGAGAAGCUACGAAUAGAUCAGCGUGUCUUCGUCACUCCAUCAAAUCGGAAACUGGACGUCAAUGUCGUUCAGUCAAACUACCAUAUCGAGCUCACGCCUUCCGACGUGGGUAACUACGACCGGGUCGUGAUCCAGGAUAUCCUGAAGGAGAUUGCGCAGACACAGCAGGUCGAUCUGAACGCAAAGCAGAGAUUCAAGGUCGUCAUCAUCAACGAGGCCGACGCCCUCACACGAGACGCACAGGCCGCACUGAGGCGGACGAUGGAAAAGUACAUGACCAACAUGCGCUUGAUACUGUGCGCAAAUAGCACGAGCAAGAUCAUUGCUCCUAUCCGAUCUAGAUGUCUGCUCGUCCGCGUCGCCGCGCCAACAGAUGAUGAGAUGUCAAGAGUCCUUCACCACGUCGCCAAGAAAGAACGCUUCUCCCUCCCCGAUACCGCCGCCCAAUCCAUCAUCUCCAGCUCGGAGGGCAACCUCCGAAAGGCCCUUCUCGUAUUCGAAGCGAUGAAGAUGCAAAAGCCCGACCUGUCGGGCAGUAUCGACGUCGCCAAGCCGGAUUGGGAAACGUAUAUCGCGACGGUAGCGGCGGCGAUCAUGAAGGAGCAGAGUGCGCAGCGGCUGUUGGAGGUCCGGGGGAAGAUAUAUGAGCUGUUGAGUCAUUGUAUCCCGCCUGGGGUGGUGUUGAAGACUCUGGCGGAGAGACUGGUGGAUCUGGUAGACCCAGAGAUCAAGCCGCAGGUGAUACAUUGGGCUGCGUACUACGAACUGAGGAUGCGGAUGGGCGCCAAGAAGAUAUUCCAUAUCGAAGCCUUCAUUGCGAAGUUUAUGAUGGUGCAAAAAAACUAUCUAUUACAAGGUGUAGCGCAAAACAUGGAAAUGGACAUGGACUUCUAG
Molecule: messenger RNA, 1086 nt
Organism: Dioszegia hungarica
Lineage: Eukaryota; Fungi; Basidiomycota; Tremellomycetes; Tremellales; Bulleribasidiaceae
Product: DNA clamp loader
Exons: 12
Coding region: 1-1086 (361 amino acids)
Biological process (GO): DNA-templated DNA replication; DNA repair
Cellular component (GO): Ctf18 RFC-like complex; DNA replication factor C complex; Rad17 RFC-like complex
Molecular function (GO): DNA clamp loader activity; ATP hydrolysis activity; DNA binding
Source: RefSeq, a predicted model, not a curated record